Messenger RNA from Ooceraea biroi (clonal raider ant), 3972 nucleotides. Its product is annotated as transposon Ty3-I Gag-Pol polyprotein. Gene Ontology annotation, molecular function: nucleic acid binding. Gene Ontology annotation, biological process: DNA integration. Lineage: Eukaryota; Metazoa; Arthropoda; Insecta; Hymenoptera; Formicidae. The record is from RefSeq and is a predicted model, not a curated record.
AUGUCGGUCUCACGCUCACCUCCUCAUCAGCAAGGACAACAGUCCACGAGUGCCGGGUCAAAUACAAGUGAUUUCGAUCCUGCUCAGCCACCGAUGCGCACUCAGGACGACAAUCACCCACCUGUAGAAGCCAGCAUAGCUGCAGUAUCAAUCAAGUUACCACCUUUUUGGAAGAACGAUCCCGAAUUGUGGCUUAUUCAAGUCGACGCACAAUUCAGCACACGCGGAAUACGACAAGACAACACCAAGUACUAUCAUCUCAUUACAGCAUUGGAUGUGGACACAUUGCAACAGGUCUCUAAUGUCGUUCGCACACCACCUGAGCAUGAUAAGUACUCAAAUCUUAAAACACAUCUCAUUACUCGUUUCACGGAAUCCAAAGAGCGACAACUACAUCGUCUGCUUACAGAUCUUGAGCUCGGUGACAAAAAGCCUAGUCAAUUAUUACGCGAGAUGAGAACCCUGGCGGGAGAAACUGUUCCUGAUGAUCUACUACGCUCGCUGUGGAUCAAACGCAUGCCAGCAAAUGUGCGAUGCAUCCUGUCAGCCAGCCCGUCACUUGAUCUCACAGUUCUAGCAGAUCUUGCUGACCGUAUCCUCGAAACCAGCUCUGCGUCAUACGUGAUGGCUAUGGGCGCUACUCCUGAAACACCUAGUGUCAACUCUGUCCACACCGAUACAAUAAACGACAGAUUGCUAAGUGUCGAGAAGCAGAUCGCAGACUUAGUGAAAUCCUUCAAGAAACUCGGACCGAAGGGACAUCCCUCUGGCAAUUGCAAACCAGUGCUACUAUCACCAGACCUUUGGCGCAGCAGCAAAGAAAUGCACACAACCGUGCAGUUUCAAACAACCGACCGAUUCGGAAAACUAACCGAGCUGUCACCAGUGCAGGCGGUGAGUGGCAGCAGCUACCAUGACCUCAACGGAGAAACUCGUCUGCAUAUUUUCGACCGAUCAACACAUCUUAAGUUUUUGGUGGAUACCGGUUCAGUGGUUUCCGUGGUGCCACGCGCGUUAAUUAAACAUAGUCUCAAGCCCGCUCCACUCAAAUUAUACGCUGCCAACUCUACGGAGAUACAAACUUUUGGCGAUAAAGUUUUCAACAUCGAUAUUGGCCUCCGACGUUCCUUUAAAUGGCCAUGUUUGAUCGCACAAGUGAAAUCGCCUAUCAUCGGAGCAGAUUUCCUUGCUCAUUUCGGACUACUGUUAGAUUUGAAGCAUCGCAGACUCAUCGAUCCGCUCACUUCACGCACAUCCACUGGCGACCUGGUUACAACGUCCAUCUUUGGCAUCUCCACGGUCGACACACGCAAUUGUUACACGGACGUGCUUAAUCAAUUCAUUGACAUCACAAAACCUUUACGCAAGGCAAGUUUUUCGGCUCAUUGCACCACUUCUCAUCGCAUCAUUACCAGUGGCACACCCAUUGCAGAACGACCUCGCAAACUGGCAGGUGAGAAAUUGCUAGCCGCUCGAACGGAAAUUGAUUAUCUGCUGGACCAAGGCAUCCUUCGACCAUCCAGUAGUCCCUGGGCCAGUCCAAUUCACCUGGUGAAGAAGGCGACUGGUGGUUGGCGUACGUGCGGCGAUUACCGCAAGCUUAAUGCAUGUACAUUACCAGAUCGGUACUCACCACCAUUAAUCCAGGAUUUAUUUCCACGGCUACACGGCAAAACAGUCUUCACAACAAUAGACUUAGAACGUGCUUAUCACCAGAUUCCCAUGGCGGAAGAAGACAUCGAGAAAACAGCAAUCAUCACUCCUUUUGGUUUGUACGAAUAUUUAGUCAUGCCAUUCGGAUUACGCAACGCUACACAAACUUUCCAAAGAUACCUCGAUUCAAUUCUCCGCGAUCUCGAUUUUGCAUUCGGCUACGUCGAUGACAUAAUAAUCAUGUCUGACUCUGAGGAACAACACAAGAACCACCUCCGCAUCAUCCUUCAACGGUUGCAACAGCACCACCUCAUCAUUAAUGUCAGCAAGUGCAAGUUCGGACAAUCUGAGAUCACUUACCUCGGAUAUCGCAUCAAUCAACAUGGUUAUCAACCAAUGCCAGAACGUGUUCAAGCUCUUUUGGAUUAUCCAAGACCGAAGACCAUCGACGAACUCCGACGGUUCUUAGGCAAAAUCAAUUACUAUCGACAGUGCAUUCCACACGCCGCACACAUGCAAGCACCCUUGAAUGAUUUCCUCAAGGACUCUCGAAAGAAAGACAAACGCAAGGUUCCGUGGACACCACAGGCCGAUACAGCAUUCAAUGAUUGCAAACAGAGUAUUGCCCAUUUGACUCUCGCAACAUUCCUUUCACCUUCAGCACCAUUGGCUCUCACGACCGAUGCGUCAGACACUGCAAUUGGGGCGGCACUCGAACAAUUCGAAGAUGAAGUUUGGAAACCCAUCGGUUUCUUUUCUCGCAAACUCAGCCUUACAGAGAAGAAUUACAGCACUUACGACAGGGAGCUCUUAGGCAUAUUUGCAGCCAUCAAAUUUUUCCAACAUCUGUUAGACGGUCGACAAUUCGUCAUCAAGACAGAUCACAAGCCUCUCGUGUACGCUUUUAACCAACGGUUGGAUAAGGCAUCGCCUAGACAACUUCGUUAUCUCGAUUACAUCUCGCAGUUUUCAACCGAGAUUAUUUACGUAAAAGGGGAAGACAACGUCGUCGCCGACGCUCUUUCCAGAAUCAACGCAAUCAACAUACCAUCUUUGCUUUCCUCUGCACAAAUUCAUCAAGCACAAGUCGAAGACGAAGAACUUCAAGAACUCGCAGACAACGACACGUCACUCAAACUUCAACGCCUUACGAUAGAAGGAUCUCCACUAUAUUGCAACAUCGCUUCCAACGUAGUGAGACCAUACCUACCUCAAAGUCUUCGUCGACAAGCUUUUGACAUUAUUCACGGUUUGUCACAUCCCAGCGGUCGCGAAACUUGUCGCACGCUUCGGGAAAAAUACAUUUGGCCUGGUAUCAAGAAAGAUGCAUUAUUAUGGGCUCGUCAAUGCAUUGCCUGCCAGCGCGCCAAAAUUCAACGGCACAACAAGUUUAUCCCGCAGAAGAUCAACGUUCCGGAUAAUCGCUUUAACCAUGUCCAUCUCGACAUCAUCGUCCUCCCAGAAGUCAAGGGAUUCAAAUAUUGUUUAACGAUGAUUGAUCGCUUUUCCAGAUGGCCCGUCGCCGUUCCGCUCAAAGACAUGACAGCCGACACCAUUACCUCUGCAUUUUACACGCACUGGAUUUGUCAUUACGGCACUCCUCUCACUAUAACAACAGAUCAAGGAUCUCAAUUCGAGUCCUUAUUAUUUUCUGCACUCACGAAAUUAAUCGGAGCUCGCAGAAUUCGCACAUCGCCCUAUCAUCCAUCAUCGAAUGGUUUAGUGGAACGAUGGCAUCGCAGUCUUAAAACCGCACUCAUGUGCAGCCCGCACAUUUCUUGGACGGAACUUUUACCUACCGUCAUGCUCGGGUUGAGGACAUGCUACAAAGAGGAUCUUAAGGCAUCCGCUGCUGAAUUAAUCUACGGCACUACUUUACGUAUUCCAGGCGAAUUUUUCGUCACUCAAGAAGCACCGGCAGAUCCACAAAUCUUUGUCGAAAAACAUCGCGAAUAUAUUCGCGGCUUACGACCGACUCCAACGGCUCAUCAUACCAAAUCACGCAUGUUUUUGUUACAAAAUUUAUACGAUUGCUCUCAUGUGUUUCUUCGCAACGAUGCCGUUAAGCAACCAUUGGAACCUCCAUACACCGGACCACAUGCAGUCAUCAACAGACCCACUGAUCGUCUUUUUACCAUAAACGUAGAUGGAGCAGAAAAAACUAUUUCCGUGGAACGAUUGAAACCAGCGUACAUUUGCAAGGCGGAUUCAUCCGAGACAACGCCAUCUUCAGACGCACCUGAUGAGCAACCACAUCCUAGAAGUUCCACGAUGGACCCACCCCUAAAGACUUAUUCCAAACGAGUUCAUUUUUCUUAA